CAGAACUAACCACAGAGACACCAAGAACAAAACUAACGGAGCCGUUUCACAAAAGAUGAUGUUCCGAUUCAUUUUCCGCCGCGAAAUCUCGAAAUCCACCGCGAUUUAUCGCCGGAAUCUACACAGCGAUCUAGAAGAUGCCGGUCCGAUGGCAUCUCGGCUUAAAUCUCGUUCCGUUGUCCGGUUUAGCGGACCGGAUACGGUUAAGUUUCUUCAGGGUUUGUUAACCAACGAUGUACGGCGGUUCGGUGAUUCGUCCGGCGAGAAAAGCUCGGCGGUUCCUACGCCGAACAUGGCUUCCGUUACGACUCCGCCGAUGUACGCUGCGCUUUUAACUCCUCAAGGAAGGUUCCUGUACGAUUUUUUCUUGUAUAGCCCUUCGAGACCCGAGGAGAAGCUUGAUCGAACUGGUUCUGGACCCGGGUCUGAUUCGGGUCGUGAUGGGUCCGUUGAGGUUUUUGCUGAUGUUGAUGUUGAUGUCCUUGAUGAAUUGCUUGUAACACUCAAAAAGUAUAGGUUGAGGUCCAAAGUGGAUAUUGAAAACGUCGCAGAGGAAUUUUCAUGUUGGCAGCGUUACGGUAGGGGUCUUACUGGAUCUUCAUCUGUUGGUUGGGGAGGUGGUGUUGAUCGUGCUGGUGAGUCUACAGCUAGUGGUAAUAAGUAUGGAUGGGAAUGGUAUAAGGAUCCGAGGUUGGUGUGUCUUGGUUACAGAAGCAUCUUUCCUUCUGAUGCAACUCCACCUUUAGUUGAGGCAGAUAAAGAAACUGAUGAAAGCAAUUACCUUUUGUGGAGAUUAGAGCAUGGAGUGGCUGAAGGAUCAGCUGAAAUCCCCAAAGGCGAAGCAAUACCGCUUGAAUACAAUUUUGUUGGUCUUAAUGCGAUAAGUUUUGACAAAGGCUGCUAUGUUGGUCAAGAGCUUAUAGCUCGUACUCAUCACCGUGGUGUCAUCCGCAAACGCUUAAUCCCUUUACGAUUCAUCGAUAGCAAUGGAAAAGAGUUAAACCAGAAAAUAGCAGCUGGAGCUCAAGUAGUUGAGUCAGGAACCGGCAAGAAAAUGGGAACGGUAUCAACAGCUUUGGGUAGCCGGGGAAUGGGUGUAAUGAGGGUAGAAGAAGCCUUUAAACCAUCAGCUGAAUUAACAGUAAAGGACUCAGAGGACGUGAAGGUCGAGGCAAUCAGACCAACAUGGUGGCCGGCUGAGUGGUUCCAAUAGAAUCAAUCAGGAGUUGCUGCAGCGUAGUAGUAACUACUUAAAAGGUACAAUUUUUUUUGUGAUUUCACUUGGUAGAGUUGAAGAAUUGAAUGAUCCUUCUGAGUAAAUGUAAGUUUCUUUGUUAGAUUAUUUUUUGCAGUUUAAAACAAAUAAAGUUGAAUAUUUUCCGACGAGGUAUUCUUGAUCGGGAAGGUGUCUUUGUUUAUUGUUAUGGCGGCAACAAGUUCGUAGCUUUCAUUGUAUUCCACUGUUUUAACUAAUAAAGGUUGAAUCUUUCCGGCGAGGUUUAGCCGCCGGAUAAUUUUGUACUAAUUACUACAAGUUUUGUUUGUGUCCUCCUAAUCAAAUUUCAAGUUAAUAUUGA
Molecule: messenger RNA, 1577 nt
Organism: Camelina sativa (false flax)
Lineage: Eukaryota; Viridiplantae; Streptophyta; Magnoliopsida; Brassicales; Brassicaceae
Source: RefSeq, a predicted model, not a curated record